Messenger RNA from Thermochaetoides thermophila DSM 1495, 1248 nucleotides. Its product is annotated as mitochondrial protein import protein mas5-like protein. Bases 1 to 1248 code for a protein of 415 amino acids. NCBI's taxonomy places the organism in Eukaryota, Fungi, Ascomycota, Sordariomycetes, Sordariales, Chaetomiaceae. Gene Ontology annotation, biological process: response to heat; protein refolding. Gene Ontology annotation, cellular component: nucleus; cytoplasm; cytosol. The transcript is spliced from 4 exons. The record is from RefSeq and is a predicted model, not a curated record. Gene Ontology annotation, molecular function: ATP binding; Hsp70 protein binding.
AUGGUCAAAGAAACAAAACUCUACGACAUCCUCGGCGUUUCGCCGAAUGCCACUGAGCAGGAACUCAAGAAGGCCUACAAGACUGGUGCUCUCAAGUACCAUCCAGACAAGAACCGCAACAACCCGGCAGCCGAGCAAAAGUUCAAGGAGCUCUCUCAUGCCUACGAGAUCCUGUCGGACCCGCAGAAGCGCCACAUCUACGACCAGUAUGGCGAGGCUGGACUAGAAGGCGGUGGUGCCGGUGCCGGUCCUGGCAUGGCCGCUGAGGACCUGUUCGCCCAGUUCUUCGGCGGCGGUGGUUUCGGCGGCAUGUUCAGCGGUAUGGGCGGCAUGGGCGGCCAGCCGCGUACCCCGCCUAAGGCCAAGACCAUUCACCACGUUCACCAGGUUUCUCUCGAGGAUAUCUACCGGGGCAAGGUGUCGAAGUUGGCCCUGCAGCGCUCUAUCAUCUGCCCAAAGUGCGAGGGUCGUGGCGGCAAGGAGGGCGCCGUGCGCAGGUGUCCCGGGUGCGACGGUCAUGGUAUGAAGACCAUGAUGCGCCAGAUGGGCCCCAUGAUUCAGCGCUUCCAGACUGUCUGCCCCGACUGCAAUGGUGAGGGUGAGAUGAUAAAUGCCAAGGAUCGCUGCAAGGAGUGUGGCGGCAAGAAGACCGUCGUUAACCGCAAGGUUCUUCACGUGCCCAUCGAUCGCGGCGUCCGCUCUGGCACCAAGGUCGAGUUCCGCGGCGAAGGUGACCAAGCCCCUGGUAUCCUUCCUGGUGACGUCGUCUUCGUCAUCGAGCAGAAGCCCCACCCGCGCUUCGAACGCCGCGAUGAUGACCUGCUCUACCGCUGCGACAUCGACCUCGUCACCGCCCUGGCUGGUGGUACCAUCUACAUUGAGCACCUUGACGACCGGUGGUUGAGCGUUGAGAUUCUGCCGGGCGAGGCUAUUGCGCCAGGUUCCGUCAAGAUGAUCCGCGGCCAGGGUAUGCCAGCGCCCCGUCACCACACCUUCGGUAAUAUGUAUAUCCAAUUCAACGUCAAGUUCCCGGAGAAGAACUGGACUCAGGACCCGGAGGCCUUUGAGGCGCUCCGCAAGUUCCUGCCAGCGCCUGCCCAGCAGAACGUGCCUCCCGAGUCCAUGACCGAGCCUGCCGACUUGGAGGAGGUUGAUAAUGCCAACCGCGGCUUCGGCGACUCGGCCAUGGAGGAGGACGAGGAGCACGAGCAUCCUCAUGCCGAACGCGUGCAGUGCGCUUCGCAGUAA